AUGGAGAAGCGGAUCGGCAUGCAGCUGGACCAGGCCAUCCUAGAGGACAUAUUCGUCGCCUCCGGCGCGGGCGCGGGCACGCCGGUCGGGCAGCAGCACGUGCUGUAUGACACGGACGUGGUUGCGCGCAUCUUCUCGGUGUUCUUCAACCUCGAUGACGACAACGAGGAAGACGCCGAGUUCGACUAG
Molecule: messenger RNA, 189 nt
Organism: Miscanthus lutarioriparius
Lineage: Eukaryota; Viridiplantae; Streptophyta; Magnoliopsida; Poales; Poaceae
Source: the annotation of a GenBank genome assembly